This is a messenger RNA of Neurospora tetrasperma FGSC 2508, 2329 nucleotides long. RefSeq lists its product as uncharacterized. The transcript has 2 exons. The coding region runs from base 1 to 2106 and encodes 701 amino acids. Gene Ontology annotation, molecular function: phosphatidylinositol binding. Lineage: Eukaryota; Fungi; Ascomycota; Sordariomycetes; Sordariales; Sordariaceae. The record is from RefSeq and is a predicted model, not a curated record.
AUGAGCGGCAACGACGAAAAACGAAAGCUGGAAGCCCAGUACUUCCCUCCUCCCCCUCCCGGCCCUCCUCCCGGCCAAGCUCCCUCUUCCUCUACCUCUACAGCCCAGGGCCAACAACCUCGCCAUUCCGACGAGGUGCCCAUUCCCGACUACAACCCAUCGCAUCCCCAAUAUGCGCCUCCACCAAAUGCUACCAAGGAAGACAUCUACGGCGCUACCCCGACCGACGAACACCCGCCCCCGUUCCCUCCCAGGCCUACCUCGUCUGGCAAGGCUGGAGACGAAAAGGUCAAGCUCUCAUGGGGCCAGAAGCUCGCAGGAUGGGGAACCAAGGCCGCCGCUCCCAUCAACGCCCUAGCCAACAAGAUGGGCUCUGAGGCUUUCUUGCCAGGCCCCAUGGAUAAGGAGGUUGAGAAGGCCGCCCGUAUCCUGAGGAGCUUCUGCAAGGACGGCAUCUACAGCGACGCAGCUCCCACCACUGCCCCUCCCCAAACCACCUUCCCCGUCGCCAACAAGGUUGAGCCUACCGCCGCCGAAACCGCCUCCAAGCCUCCCGUCGAAACACAGCCCGUUGAUGCUGCCACCGCCAAGAAAAAGUCGCGUGUUCUCCUCACCAUUCCUUCCAAGGUCAUUGCCAAGGCCCAAGGCUUGGCCAUCUUCACCACCGUUCGCGCCGGCUUCCAAGUCACGGGCGCCAGCGGCUCCGGCGUCCUAAUCGCCCGCCUCCCCGACGGCAGCUGGUCCCCUCCGUCCGGCAUCCACGUCCACAGCAUCGGCGCCGGUUUCGUCGUCGGUCUGGACAUCUACGACUGCGUGGUUGUCAUCAACUCCAAGGAGGCCCUCGAGGCUUUCACCCGCACCCGUCUCAGUCUGGGUAGCGACCUGGCUGUUACCGCCGGGCCAUGGGGCGCCGGUGGUGCUUUGGACUGGGGCGUGCCACAGGGGCAGAAGACGGAUAAGGGCAAGGGCAAGGAUGGUAAGCCUUCGUCGCGGCCAACAACGGCCGAUGGCAAGCCCAUCCUUUCCUCGGAUAACACCCAGUUCACCAGCCCGCCUGUUGAUCCCGACUUCGACCCGGAUCACCCAGAGGAGGCCGGCAAGCAAGUCAACAAGAACCGCAAGCCCAGCCCAUUCGUCGAGGCCGUCAAGAAGCCCGUCUACAGCUACGUCAAGUCGCGCGGCUUUUACGCCGGCGUGCAAGUCGAUGGAACCGUCGUCACCGAACGCAAGGAUGCCAACGCCGCCUUCUACGGCAGGCCAUUCACUGUUCAGCAGAUCCUCAAGGGCGAAGUUUCCGCUCCUCCCGUCGUCAACGGUCUUCGUGAGGUUCUAAAGGGUGCCGAGGGGUGGAGGGGUCAGCAGCAGGGUGCGGGACAGCAGCAACAGCAGCAGACGGUACACAUGCCUCAGGGACAUAUCCCGCAGCAUCAUGUCCAGCCUGUCCCUGCUCAGCAGCCGUACCCCAGUCAGGGACAGCAGCCCUACCAACCUCAGCUUCUGUCUGAGCCGUCUCCCGAGGGCUACUACGCUCCUGGCAAGCCUCCCAGUGGCCCAGCUGGUGGUCCCGCCCCAGCGCCCGCGGGAACAGGAGGCUACCUCUACAACCCCCAGCUCCUCUCCGAGCAGCCACAUCAAGGCCAGGGAUAUUCCGGCGGUGCCCACGGUCACUUCUCCCCGCUGAACCAGCAGCCAACAGACGCUUACCGUGCCCCUCCUCCUCCUGCCUCUACAUACACAGGAGGUAGCCCGGCCGAGGUUAGCGGGAUGACCUCCGGUGUCCGCGGUCUUGACCUUAACUCGGCUGGCCCAUCCACGGAAACCGCCGGAGUGGCACCGCCCGCUCCUGGGCCGCAAGCAUCAGAUGCCGCACGCGCAAAGGCCGCCGAGGCCGCUGCCGAGGCCGCCCACGCUCAUGGUUCCGAGCCGCCCCCGCCUUCGUAUGAGGAGUUUGGGUCGUCUUCGUCAACUGCCCCUGUCGUGCCUGGGUACCCUGGGCAUCCGGCUCAUACUCCUCAGACAGAUGGAGUGACGGAGGAAUUGCCGCCUGCGUAUGUCGAAGAUGGAGUGUACAGGCCUGAGGUGGGGGAUCAUAAGCGUCAGCAGUAGAGCAAUCAUUGGCUGGUCAGUGUGCGCUAUGGCCGCAGUACUAUGAAACUUUCUCCUCUGGGUUGCUUUGGUCUUUCUGGACCUUCCUUUUUGCGUUUUAUACGAGUUACCCCUGUACCUUGAGUUAGUCCUUAUAUGUAAUGGAUGGGGCUAUUCUGCAUUUACUGCCUGUCUUUAGCUAGCUUGCUUUUUUCGCCGUCAAUUAAAGUUUCGAUACCCUUCA